CUUUAAUUUAACAGAAUUCCCCCCCAAAACAAAAUUCGACCCUUUUGCCUCCAUUGUUUGUUGAGUUCCAAUUCUCACUUUCUGUUUCGUAAAAAAUCCAGGUUGUCCGUGCAAUCAAGUUAAAGAAAGGAUUAAUUCAAUUAAAAAGGCGGCUGCCAAAUGUUUGCUUCCGAUAUGAAUCGGGCGAGGGAUGGCGGCAGAGUUUCCACGGCCGGCAUGGUGUUGUUUCCAAUUCAAUUUACAUGGCCAUAUGGUGGAAGAAGUGUCUCUGUUUCCGGCUCUUUCAAUGGGUGGACUGAGCUCGUGGGAAUGUCACAGGUUGAAGGUUGCCCCAAUGUAUUUAAAGCCGUUUGUGCCGUGCCACAUGGUUCUCACGAGUACAAGUUUCUUGUCGAUGGUGAAUGGCGACAUGAUGAACAACAACCUUAUAGGAGCAGCGAAUAUGGAAUGGUUAAUACUUUCGACACUAGGCCUGUACCUGCAGAGGUCAUUCCUCAGCAGCAACUUUCUGCUGUUAUAUUAAAUCAAGUAAUGCCUAGGAUUUCAGAAGAGGAUGUACAGGCUGCCCGCAGUCAAAUCUCUGCAUUCUUGGCAGCACAUACGGCUUAUGAGUUACUACCUGAGUCAGGCAAGGUUGUUGCCUUGGCUGUUGAUUUGCCUGUAAAACAAGCAUUUCAUAUUCUGGCUGAGCAGGGUAUCCCUGUUGCUCCGCUUUGGGACUUCAGCAAGGGGAAAUUUGUUGGAGUUAUUAGUGCUUCGGAUUUUAUUUUGAUUCUGAGAGAGCUUGGAAAUCAUGGAUCAAAUUUAACAGAAGAAGAGCUUGAAACACACACUAUUGCUGCCUGGAAAGAAGGAAAGGCAUACAUGAAUGGGCAAGUUGAUGGACACGGAAGACCAAUUCCAAGACAAAUCAUCCUUGUUAGUGUUUUAAUGCUUUGCCAUGGAUAAUAACUUAAGAAAUGUUGUUAUUUUGCACCUGCAUGUGCAUUUUCUGUUUGUUUGUACAAAUGAAGCAAGUUGCUUCUCCAUUCAUGUUUUUGGUUUGUUAUUGAGGUAGUAUAGACAUAUGCAUACAUAUCCAGGUGUAGUGUGAGUCUAGGUCUGGAUGGUUACCACUAUAACUAGAUAUUUUUUGCUAUGAUGUCGUCCUGGAA
Molecule: messenger RNA, 1154 nt
Organism: Hibiscus syriacus
Lineage: Eukaryota; Viridiplantae; Streptophyta; Magnoliopsida; Malvales; Malvaceae
Product: sucrose nonfermenting 4-like protein
Exons: 10
Coding region: 160-948 (262 amino acids)
Source: RefSeq, a predicted model, not a curated record